AUGAAGGAAAGCCAAAACAGCAAGGACAAUGGCGGCGCGCGCGCCUCGAAAAAAAAGACGUACAAACAGAAGCAGGUAAAAUAUAUGAUUUUGAAAAAACUGAAAAGGAAAAUGAAACAGGGAUUGCACAAGUUAGAGGAGCAGCACGAACAUUUGGGGAGACUGCUGUCCAAUUUAAACAACCUAAAAAUUGAAGAGAGUAAUGCGCUUGCGCUGCACAAAAUGACGAAGGAAUUAACCAGACAAAUCAAACGCGUCAGUGAGGAAAACAAUGAUGACAUAGCAAUAUUAAAAAUGGAAAAGGAUUUAAUCAAAGCAGAUUUUACCAGAAAUAAAAACAGUUUAAAAAUUUACAAGGAUGAACUGCAGCUGCAACGGGAAGAAGACGAAGAGGAAGAAGAAGGAGAAGCAGAAGCAGACGGAGCAGGAGAAGAAGAAGUUGAAGAAGAGGAGGAGGACGACGAAGAACACCAACACCACCAUCAGCAGUAUAAACAGCAUGGACACAACGAUUAUGAGGAGGGGAUGAUAGUGGAACAUGAAGAUGUGAGCAGAAUUAUAAGACAUGAUAAAAGGAAGAAGAAAAAAAGAAAAAGUGCUCACGCAAAUUCAUCUCAUCACUUUACAAAUUCGUUCAUUCCUCUCCAAAUUUUCAGAGACAAUUGUCUUUGCAUGAAAAAUAAGUGCCAGCACAAUGAAUUCUUAAAUGAGAAUCUGCAAAUUAAAAAUUGGGUUGUUGUGGAUCUGUAUCAAGCCUUGCUGCGAAACAAAUACUAUAAAGGCACCCACCUAUGUGGCAAGCUUUUGGGGGAAAAUGAUAACAAUGAGAUUUACAAACAAGAGAUGAGGAGGAUGCGGAAGAAGAAGCUGCUCUUAAAUUUCCUCAGCUGCAGGAGGAAGAGGCGGAAGAUGGCCAGGGGGCCGCAGGGGCCCAAGCUGGAGGACAGCGAGCUUGAAACAAAGACCACCUGGGGCAGCUACCCAUGUGCGUGGAUCGGGCACGAAGACGAAAGGGACCAAACCAGUGGCGCACUGAGAAAAAAAGGUACGCGUGGAAGAGGCACCCUGACGAGCUCUAACCACCAGAGAAAAGCACACCCAGACCACACACAAUACCCCCUAUUCAGUUCAUCCAACCCAAUAAAUGACCAAAGAAGCAGAAAUUUCUGCUUGAUCAACAUGAAGAAUGAGAUAAAUGAGGAGAUAUCGAAAAACAACACCAGCAUUAUGACCGUUAAUGUGUUAACCUUUCUAGUGAGCAUAAGUAAAGUUUUUUCCUGCGAACUGAUUGAGGAGAGAAGGGACAAAUCAGUGACAAACGAUUUUAUGGUAAAUAAAAAAUCGAACAGAUUUUAUGAUUAUAUACCAGCGCAGCAACACGAUUUCAUGAGCAUUCAUCAUGCAGCGGGAAUUGGCCACAGGAGCAGUGGCCCCGCGAUGAACAUGCAUGAAAUGAGAAACGCACAUCAGAACAACCAAGUGGAGGACAACUAUAUUUGUCUCUACCUUAAGAGGGAGUACAUUCCCCCUUAUUUGCUAAAUUUGGGGAAGAAAAUUAAAUUAAUUUUGAAUUUUGUCUCAGAGGAUGGGUUGCCCGAUGAUUGUGCCUUUCCCCAGGAGGGAGAGGAACCGACGGGGGAACCGUUCACAGGGGAGUCGCCCCCUGGGGAUAGACCGUACGGAGGGCUGUCCCCUCCGCCCGCAGUGGAGCGCAGUGCGAGACUAGAGCAUGAUAGGGGACUCAUGCGGAGAUAUAGGAGCCUCUUCUUAAAGAAAAAAAAACAGAAAAGGAAAAAAAGUGGAAAACAUAAAAAAUCGGAAAUCAGCGAGGGAAGUGAUGAUAACGGAAGCGGGGCCUGCGCAGUCAGGGCCUUUGACGACAACCACCUUUUUAAUAACACCUUUUUGAGCGCCCUGACGAGACGAAACUUGAGCGAGAAGAACAAGUACUAUUAUUUUUACGUAGACAAUGUCGAGUAUGAUCAGACGGGUUAUGACGUGGAGGACAUUAUUAUACACUUAGGAAAGUUUGUAAAUAAAUGGGAAAGGAACUCCUGCGGGAGGAAUGUAAUUUUUUCUCCAGUGUUGUUGUUGAAGUACGUGAGCAAGUAUUCGCUCUACUCGAGCAAAGGGAAAAAAAAAAAAAAAAAUAAAAAUAAAAGUAAAUCUUACCUGUUGAAGGAGGAAAGGUACGCAGACUGGAUGCACCAAGGAUUGGGAGAAAAUGAAGAGGAGUGUAGCAAAGGAGUGAAGGCAGCAGGUAUGAAAGGGGCCUCACUAAGUUAUAAGGCCAAGGGCUACUGGGGGGACCAUGCAGAGCAAAAGAAAAAUGUAUCAUCAUUGUACCUGGGGAAGAAGAUGAAAAAUGUGCCCAAAGGGACCUCCCAAGUGAGAAAAAACAAAACUAAGGGUAAGGGAAAAGUGAAAGGUGAAAGUGAGAAGCAGUACCAAGAGCAAAACUUCCUUGUGAACGAAGAAUUCAUUCCGAACGGAUUGAAAGAAGCAGGAACAACUAUGGGUGAUGACAUGGAGACAUACUACUUGACGAUCCACAACGAUAUGCUCAGCUACAGUAGCAGCAACGACGAAGUGACGGUGAAAUAUUACAUGACGCAUAUGCACAGCAAAGAGUUUAAUCUCGAAGAGGGAAGCCAAGACAUGCCAAGACAUAUUCAACCCACCCUUUUGUAUUAUGCACAAAGAAAAAGACAAUUAGAAAAAAUGAUGAAGGAACAUAGUGCUUUAUAUAAACACAUAUUCAAAAUGUGGAAGGAAGACAUUGAAAUCAGUGAGAAAGAGAGAGAAAGGAAAAAUAUUUUUGCUUGGGGAAUUUUACCUGUACGUGCAUAUGAUCACCCCAACAUGUUCGUACCACUACCAUAUGGAUUUAAGCACAAUAAUAAAAAUUUAGCGUACAGCUCACUUCGGUUGAAACGUUCCUUUGUUGAUGAGGAAGAGGGGGAGGAUGACGGCGACAAUGACGAUGACGAUGGGUACGGUGGGGAUGAGAAGAAUGGUAACAUGAUGGAGAAAAGGGGAAAGGACAAAAAGAAAGAUUAUAUGAAUAUAAAAUACGCCAAUUUGACGGGUCCUUGUAUUACAUGGCGUAAAAAUUGUAUCUCCCUUAACUAUGCAAAGAAGAGGAGAAACGCUCAGUUGGUGGAGGCCUUCCCCUACUUCUACUGCAUGCAGGGCUCCAAAAUGCCGCUCUUUUCCCUGGAAAGGAAUGUGCUCUACUGCAAUGAGAACAACCGGUCCAUCGUGCCGCGUAGCCCCGUCACCGGUAAAGACGCCAGGAGAAACAACCCCUUCACCGGCAAAGACGCGCAAAACGAGAAAAACUUCAUCUGGGACAAACAGGAGAUCAAAACGUAUCUGGAAAAGUACUUCCUUUACCCAAAAAAUUUCGAAAAAAUCAGUCAGUACUUGGAGUUCAAAAGCACAAAGCAGUGUGUAGAUUUUUACUAUAUGACGAAAAACUUUUUCAACUUCAAAAAUUUUCUCCUGACCAUAUCGUUGAGCAGAGUGAAGAGAAAUAAAAAACAGCGACCUGUGGGUAAUGACAUGACGAAGAAGAACUCCAAGGAGGAAAUUGUCACCCAGUUGAUGGAAAAGCUGGAGAAGAAUUAUAACCCUAGUGAAUUUGAACAGUCAAAUUUUUUUCACCACAACUUUAUCAACCUGCGUCAGUUCUUUCAAAACUAUUUCACAAAAACGUUUACCAAUGUGCAGAACAGUACUGGAGAGGGAGGAGUAUCAGCAGCAAGGGAAGAAGAACAAGAAGAGGAAGAAGAAGGAGGUGGUGGUGGAAAUCGUGUGCGCAUAACCAAUACGUCCUCCCCCCCUCUGAGUAGACGUGUCACCACUGCACAGAAUAUCGAUGGAGACACAGCCGGGGAUGUGACUCAAAAGACCAAAACCAUUGUGCUUGAAAAUAUGUCCGACGGGUAUGUCGUGCCAAAGAAUUAUAAAUUCAUUCUUAGCACAAACAAGAAAUUAUGCUUCCUAGUGAAGAAUGAGGAAAACUUAAUUUACAGUGGAGUCAAUUCAGAUAUCAUCGAAAUUGUGUAUAAUGAUAAUAUGGACGGAGAUAGAAAGAAGAGGAAGAAUGAAAGGAGCGAGAAUGGCGACAGGGGAGACAAGAAGAAGAAGAAAAUGAUGAUGAUGGAGAAGGAGAACGGGGAGAGAAUAAACAAAUUUGACAAUAUGCCUUUCCUGUUGCAAAACCAGACUCAGUUGACGCUCGACAAAGUAGCCCUCAUGGAUAAUCAGCAGCCAAGCACCGCCACGUGCAGUAGUAUGAUCACGACGCCACACCCCAGCAACAGUAACGAGGUGAGUGAGAAAGCCGUUGAUGACCAGGGGUUCUCCAAUAUGGGUAAUAAUGACCCCCCUCAAAAAGGCUUUUUUAAUGCAUCCGCCACGGGUGCGCUCGCCCACACCGUGAAAGAAGAAAAGGCUCCUCAUUGGCAAAUUUUGCACGCAAAUGAAAUGGGUAAGCUAAAAAAAACAAAAAGGAAUAACGAUGAAAUGUGUGAAAAACUGCUCAACCUGAACAGUGAAAAGAAAACGUACUACCCGAGGGAGAGUGAUGAAAAAAAAUUAAAAAACGAACAACCCACAAGGGGCCCAGAAAUCUGGGUGCCAGUAAAAGAAAGAAAAGAUAAAAGGACUAUUGCAUAUAAUUGUAACAUUAAUUCUAACAGGGAUGAUUACAACCCAUAUGGAGAAAACGGCCAAGUAGGAAACCUCCGAAGAAGAAGCAGCGCUGGAAGUAGCAAACGGGCGGAGGGAGAAGAUGACGACGAAGACGACGACGAUGAUGAUGAUGGAGAAGAACAGGAAGAGGAUGACGAAGAAGUGGAAUCCAUUGUUCAGUUAAGCCAACUGAAAGCCCACGAUGAUAUACAUAACGUAGACAGUAGGAGUGGCAGUGUACUAGGGCUGUACCGUCAACCAAGCAACGACGACGACGCAGUCAGGAGAAGGAUCUCCUACCCAGACUCGAACCAAAGCAUGAACAACCCAUUCGAAAAUAAUGUUAAAAUUGAAACCUCGGAAGAAAGCCUAUACAAAUGCUUCGAGUUUUUAAAAAAUAUAAAUUGGAAGGACACAAAAAAUGUCGAAGGAGUUAGGAAUAAGAAUGGUGUGCAGCUGGAGCCCAUGGAAAUUGGGAGGUAUUCGGCUGCGCCCGUGACUUUGGAAUGUAAGAUGAAAAAAGCCUCCAGAAAGAACAGCAUUCAGAGUAACGAGGGUAUGUGCCUUCAGAAGGAGAGUAAGCAGAGGAACGUCAGGAGGAAGGAGAUCAUUAUCCCUGCAGGGAAAUCCAAUGGAGGGAGAAGCAAAGACAACACCCUUGUGGGGGAUAUAGGCCAAUGGGAUGAAGGGGCAGUGAGUAAAAUUGCGGGAGUGGGCCCCUUCGCAGUGGAAGAAGGAUCAAGGGGUCACACAAUUCAUGGGAGGAAUAGAGAUGGGGAAAAUGAGAGCGGUAAAAAGGGCAAGGCGGCGGCGAAGCACCACAUCUUGGUGAACGCCACGACGAAACGGAGACUCUCGAAUGUGUUGAAUUGGAACGGUGUAGCGGGAGGAGCAGUAGGAGGUUCAGGUUCAAGGGCCGCAGAUCUGAAGACGCAUUUCACGAUGAAGCCCGAGUGUGAAAAAACGCUCAAAAGGAAAAAAACGUCCAACGCCCAGAUGAGCGAAGAGGUGUUGAGUGAUAAUAGAACUAACUCCAUGAUGGAAUCACAGUUGAGAACGGAAGCGAUUGUGCAAGCUGGUGAUUAUUUAAGUAAGAGUGAAGGGCUACUAUGUCAGGUGCCCCCAAGCCAAGAACAUCAAUCAUGUGACGUCCUAAUUAACAGCCAAUCUUUGGACACACAAAAUUCAUGUGUGCAUGGUAGUAAUGAAUCUGAAGGACUGCUAAUCGGGAGGAGUCAUCUACUACCAGACAGGGACGAUAUGAAGCAAGAUGGGUUAUGUUCCGGUGCUCAUUUUAACUUCAUGCGUUUUAACAACAGAAGUAGUGAAAUCCCGUUGCAAGGAGAGGACCGUUGGGAUGAUAUGAAAUGUAAUGGGGAAAAUUCUUCCGUUGCGAGUUGCAACAAAAGGAAAAUUACCCCUAACACGGGUGGAGAGAACGACGAGGAGGAGGAGAUGGCAGCAGAACUGGCUGGGGAGCUUCCAUGCGGGAAGCAGCAUGUGGAGGGCGUCUUCCCCCAGCUCCUUAUCAGGGAAAACCCGCCAGAGAUAUCCAACAUGGAGCACACAAGGAGCUUCAUCCAGAGCAGCAAGUCCUUAAACCAGUGCUCCAUGAAUUCCUUGCAACGCAUGGAAAGUUACGAGGGAGGAGGAAGUUAUGAUGACCCCUCCAAGCAAGCAUUUAGGAAAACCGCCACAAAAUGGACCGACAGGGAAAAGGAAAUCUACUUCCACGUAUAUGACAAGGAAGGGAAGAAUUGGGAUACCCUCCUAUUAGCUUUGAAUCCUUAUGGAAAAACCCGGGAGCAAAUUAAAAACUUUUAUCAAAACACGAUUGUGAAGAGGAAAAAAAGUGAUGCCUCCUAG
Plasmodium fragile is the source of this 6564-nucleotide messenger RNA. RefSeq lists its product as uncharacterized. The coding region runs from base 1 to 6564 and encodes 2187 amino acids. The record is from RefSeq and is a predicted model, not a curated record. Lineage: Eukaryota; Apicomplexa; Aconoidasida; Haemosporida; Plasmodiidae. The transcript has a single exon.